This is a messenger RNA of Zonotrichia leucophrys gambelii, 2434 nucleotides long. It is a transcript of the gene OVOL1, whose product is annotated as ovo like transcriptional repressor 1. The transcript is spliced from 4 exons. Gene Ontology annotation, cellular component: nucleus. NCBI's taxonomy places the organism in Eukaryota, Metazoa, Chordata, Aves, Passeriformes, Passerellidae. The record is from RefSeq and is a predicted model, not a curated record. Gene Ontology annotation, molecular function: DNA-binding transcription factor activity, RNA polymerase II-specific; RNA polymerase II cis-regulatory region sequence-specific DNA binding. Gene Ontology annotation, biological process: epidermal cell differentiation; regulation of transcription by RNA polymerase II. The coding region runs from base 1056 to 1841 and encodes 261 amino acids.
CAGAACCAGAACCGGGAUAACAGAACCAGGACCGGGAUAACAGAACCAGAACCGGGAUAACAGAGCCGGGACCGGGAUAACAGAGCCAGAACCGGGAUAACAGAGCCGGGACCGGGAUAACAGAGCCAGAACCGGGAUAACAGAACUGGGAUAACAGAGGACGGCAGAACCGGGACAGCCCCGGGACAGGCGGCCCCGGUGCUGAGGGGGCGGCUCGGGGCCGGUGGCACCGGUGUGACAGCGGGUGGGGACAGCGGGUGGGGACAGCGGUGACAGCGGUGACAGCGGUGACCGCGGAUCGCGGCGGUGACGCCAGACCGGGACCAGGCACCGGAACUGCCCCAAUCCCCGGGAUCUGAGCCCGAACCCGGGAUCCUCUGGAGCGCCGGGAUCCGGCGGGAUCGGGGAUCCAGCACCAAACCUGACCGGGAGCUGAAAUCAAUCAAAUCCUCGGGAUCCGCCAUCAAAACCCACCAAAGAUCUGGGGUUUGGUGCUGACAGUGACCAAAUCUUGGGGAUCCGGCACCAAAACUGAACGAGGAUUUGGGAUUGGCUGCGGAUAUUGACCAAACACUCCGGAUCUGGGAUCGAACCCAACGGGGAUCCGGCAUCGAACCUGACUGAGGAUCCUGUGGGGGAUCCAUUGGGAUCCAUCAGAAUCCAUCGGGAUCAAUCAGGAUCCAUCGGCCAGGGUCAGGGAUCCAUCGGGAUCAAUCAGGAUCAAUCGAGAUCCAUCAGGAUUAAUCAGAAUCCAUCGCUAUCCAUUGGGAUCAAUCGGGAUCCACCAGGUUUGAUCAGAAUCCAUUGGGAUCCAUCGGGAUCAGUCAGGAUUAAUCAGAAUCCAUUGAGAUAAAUCAGGAUCCAUCAGAAUCCAUCGGGAUCCACUGGGAUCAAUUGGGAUCGAUCAGGGUCCGUCGGGAUCAACCAGGAUCCAUUGGGAUCCAUUGGGAUAAAUCAGAAUCCAUCAGAAUCCAUCGGGAUCAAUCAGAAUCCAUCAGGAUCAAUCAGAAUCCAUCAGAAUCCAUCGGGAUCAACCAGGACCCGCCGUCCCGGCCAUGCCGCGCGCGUUCCUGGUGAAGAAGCCGGUGGUGGCCACGGCCAAGCGCAACUGGAGCGAGCUCCCGGACGAGCAGCGCGCCGAGAUCUACGUGCCCAUCUGUCUGGGGGGCUGCCCCCUGCGCAGGGACCCCGAGCCGGCCGUGGGCGAGGCCCCCGCGUCCCCCCUGGACAUGACGCUGCCCCCCCGCGCCCCCCCCGGGCCCUUCCUGCACCCCAAGGGAAAGGUCCCCUCGGGCCCUUUGGGCGCCCCCCUCCCCCCGGGGCUGCCCCUGGCCGGGGGGGUCCCCGUGGGGGUCCCGGUGGCCGCGGGGGUCCCGGGGGGCUCCGAGCUCUUCUCGUGCCCCGUUUGCCACAAGAGCUUCGGCUUCCAGCGGAUGCUGAACCGGCACCUCAAGUGCCACAGCGAGGUGAAGCGGCACCGGUGCCCCUACUGCGGCAAGGGCUUCAACGACACCUUCGACCUCAAGCGCCACGUGCGCACCCACACCGGUGUCCGUCCGUACAAGUGCUCGCUCUGCGACAAGGCCUUCACGCAGCGCUGCUCGCUGGAGUCGCACCUGCGCAAGAUCCACGGCGUGGCGCAGCGCUACGGCUACAAGGAGCGCCGGGCCAAGCUCUACGUGUGCGAGGAGUGCGGCGGCACGGCCGAGAGCCAGGACGCGCACCUGGCGCACCUGCGGCAGCGCCACCCGCACAGCCCGCUGCUGGCCAAGCUGGCCCGCAAGGCCGCGGCCACGCCCGCGCCGCGCCCGGCCCCGCCCCGCGCCGCCCCGACCCCGUAGGGGAUGGAGAAAGGGGGCGGGGCCACGCCCGGCCACGCCCCGUGUGGCUCUGCCCCCGUAGAGGUGUGAGAAAGGGGGCGGGGCCACGCCCAGUCACGCCCUGUGUGGCUCCGCCCCUAUAGGGGACUCAUAAGGAAGGUGGGGCCAUGCCUGGUUGGGGAGGGACACGCCCAUUUAGGGGAGGGCACGCCCAUUUUGAAGUUAGGGGAGGGACACGCCCCAUUUAGGGAGGGACACACCAAGUGUGGGAGGGACACGCCCAUUUAGGGGAGGGACACACCCAUUUUGAGGUUAGGGGAAGGACACGCCCCAUUAGGGACACGCCCAUUUAGGGAGGGACAUGCCCAGUUAUGGGUAGGACACUCCCAUUUUGGGCAGGGACACACCCACUUUAGGCAGGGACACACCCAGUUUUGGGAUGAGGAAGAAACGCUCUUAGGCCACGCCCACAAGGGAAUUGUGGCUACGCCCAUUGUGUUGGGAUACGCCCCUUUUGGGCGGGGUCGGGGAGAGAAUUUGGUGUUGAAGCCACGCCCAUUUGGAAAAGAAGUCACACCCACUUUGCCCCCUUGGGAAUUAAAGCCCCUCUAUGC